This is a messenger RNA of Entamoeba dispar SAW760, 396 nucleotides long. RefSeq lists its product as uncharacterized. The record is from RefSeq and is a predicted model, not a curated record. Lineage: Eukaryota; Evosea; Mastigamoebida; Endamoebidae. The transcript has 2 exons. Bases 1 to 396 code for a protein of 131 amino acids.
AUGUAUAUAUUUAUCUUUGUAUCUUACGAAGUUCCUUUACAAAUGGAAACUUUCCUAUUGCAAACUGUUUUUAUUAUUAACACUUUGAUUGGUUUUUGGAUACUAUUUAAAAGGUGUUGUAGGUUAUCUAAACAUAAAUCAGUAAUGGAAAGUGAUGGUGUUAUUGCUUUAGUCUUAUUCAUUCUUGGAUUUGGUUUCCCACUUUUGUGGUGUAUUUGCUUCUGUGUUUAUUCUUCUAGUGAUGAUGAUAUGGCUCGGGUGUUUGCAAAAGUUGGUUUAGUAUUGUUUAUUGUUACAACAAUAUUAUCUGUUUUAAGUGUUGUACUUGCUGUAAUAAUAAUUAUUAUUGUUUAUGUUGUUAUAAUUGUUGGUGCAGUAAAUGAUGAUGAUUAUUAA